AUGGAAUUAAACAAUCGUAUAGACGAUAAUGACGACCGUCAAAGUGUUGGUGUAGUAGGAGCAGGAUUAGUUGGUUGUUUAGCAGCAUUGGCAUUCGCAGCAAAAGGAUUCCACGUUACAUUAUUUGAAUUAAGACAAGAUCCAAGAACCACGGAUGAUAAAAACAAAAAGAAUUUACGUUCAAUUAAUUUAGCAGUCAGUAAUCGAGGUAUUAGUGCAUUAAAAUAUGUGGAUGAACAAAUGGCCGAACGGAUUCUUGAACAUAUUAUUCCUAUGAAGGGAAGAAUGAUUCAUGAUAUUACUGGUACAAAACAGGAAUCUCAGUUAUAUGGAUUGAAUGGAGAAUGUAUAAAUUCCAUCGAUAGAUCAUUUUUAAAUGAAUGCUUAUUAAAUGAGUUGGAUAGAGCUGAAGUAAGGGUAUUAUUUGAACAUAAAUUACUCAAAAUGAAUAAUUCAUCUGAUAAAGAUAAAGCACCAGUCUUAACAUUAUAUGAUACUAAGAUUCAUGAAACCAAGACAUUUCAAUUUGAUUAUAUUGUAGGAGCAGAUGGAGCUCAUUCUCAAUUUAGAUAUCAAUUACAAAAAUCAAUGAAGAUGGAUUAUUCACAAAAAUAUAUCGAUAUGCAAUAUUUGGAACUUUAUAUUCCACCAAAUGAUGAUCCAAAUGCUGAUAAUAAAUUCCAUAUUGAUCCAAAUCAUUUACAUAUUUGGCCAAGACAUAAUUUCAUGUUAAUCGCAUUAGCUAACAAAGAUGGAUCAUUCACUUCAACAUUUUUCAGUCCAUGGUCAGUAAUAGAAUCAAUUAAAUCAAGUGAAGAAUUUCUUGAAUUUUUCCAAACCAAUUUCCCGGAUGCAUUUAAAUUAAUUGGUGAAGAUGCGUUAACACAAGCUUAUAAUUCAAAUCCAAGAGGGACAUUAAUGCAAGUUAGUGCUUACCCAUAUCAUAAUCCUAAUGGUACCGCUAUUAUAAUUGGUGAUGCUGCUCAUUCAAUGGUUCCAUUUUAUGGACAAGGAAUGAAUUGUGGAUUCGAAGAUGUUAGAAUCUUAAUGGAAUUAAUUGAUGAAACCAAAGAUGUCAAACAAGCAUUUAUGAAUUAUUCAGAUGCAAGAAAACAAGAUCUUGAUGCUAUUUGUAAAUUAGCUCUUGAUAAUUAUUAUGAAAUGUCUUCAAAAGUUACCAAUAUUUGGUAUUUAAUUAGAAAAAAAUUAGAUUAUAGUUUAGGUAGGGUUGUUAAUGGAAGAUUUGGUUUACAAUGGUUACCUUUAUAUACUAUGGUUUCAUUUAGAGAUGAUAUUCCAUAUUCAAAAGCAAUUGAAAUUGAAAAAAGACAAGCUAGAAUCUUGACUAGAAUUCAAUAUGGUGUAACUGCCACGUUUAUAAUAUGCGGUUUAGCUAAAUUAGGACAUUGGUAUCAUAAAGUUCAUAAAGAUUAG
Messenger RNA from Hemisphaericaspora subhashii, 1434 nucleotides. It is a transcript of the gene BNA4, whose product is annotated as kynurenine 3-monooxygenase. The transcript has a single exon. The record is from RefSeq and is a predicted model, not a curated record. Gene Ontology annotation, cellular component: mitochondrial outer membrane. Gene Ontology annotation, biological process: NAD+ metabolic process; L-tryptophan catabolic process; quinolinate biosynthetic process. Lineage: Eukaryota; Fungi; Ascomycota; Pichiomycetes; Serinales; Debaryomycetaceae. The coding region runs from base 1 to 1434 and encodes 477 amino acids. Gene Ontology annotation, molecular function: NAD(P)H oxidase H2O2-forming activity; kynurenine 3-monooxygenase activity; FAD binding.